Molecule: messenger RNA, 1341 nt
Organism: Trichophyton rubrum CBS 118892
Lineage: Eukaryota; Fungi; Ascomycota; Eurotiomycetes; Onygenales; Arthrodermataceae
Exons: 7
Coding region: 1-1341 (446 amino acids)
Biological process (GO): transmembrane transport
Cellular component (GO): membrane
Molecular function (GO): transmembrane transporter activity
Source: RefSeq, a predicted model, not a curated record
AUGGAUGAGAAGGUCAAUCCCCGCCCGGCGGAUGCUGAUGCCGCAUAUAACUUUUUGCAUGAGCAUAACAUCGACCUAAGUUCAGUUGAUGAAAAAGCUCUACUUCGGAAAAUCGAUUGGAUGAUCGUUCCUCUGAUGUGGGCAUGCUAUAACCUUCAAUAUGUGGACAAAGUGCUCAUCAAUUUUGCAUCCAUCAUGGGCCUUCUAGAAGACGCACACUUAGAUACAAAUCAAUAUUCCUAUCUUGGGCUAGCGUUUUAUGUUUCCUACCUUUUCUUCGAGCUUCCCACUGGGUAUCUUAUGCAGAGGCUUCCAACAGCAAAGUACCUUGGGGCGAAUCUUAUCUUAUGGGGAACUGUGGUGGCUCUCAACUGUGCAGCCAAAAAUUUUGCCGGUCUGCUAGUACUCCGACUUCUCUUGGGCUGCUUUGAAGCCUCAGUUGCUCCAAGCUUGAUCUUAAUUACGGGCAUGUGGUAUAAGAAAAAAGAGCAACCAGCACGUAUGGGAUUCUGGUAUUCCGGAACAGGAACAGCAACUAUCAUCGGAGCCCUUAGUGCUUAUGGCCUUUUAUUCUACACCGGUGAAAGAUUCAAGCCAUGGCAGGUCAUGUUCCUUAUCUUCGGCCUCAUCACCAUAUUUACCGGCAUCCUCGUCGUUCUAUUCCUCCCAGAUAAUCCCAUGGCAUCCCGAUUGACUGAGGCCGAGAAAGUAUAUGCCAUUGAGCGGCUUCGAGAAAACCAAACCGGUGUUGAGAACAAACAUUUCAAAAUCAAACAGUUUAAGGAGGUUUUUGAGGAUCCUCAAACGUUCGGCAAGCGGACACUUUUCAUGGUUGCCGUCCUAAUUCCUAGCUUGUUAGGCGCUUGCAUGCUUGCGUUCUUGGAUAAUACUCACCCAGCGGCAAAACUUGCUGGAAACUACCUAACACAUUGUAAUAACGCAUUUCUCCCACUUACAUAUUCCAUUAUUACUGCCAACUACGCGGGCCAUACAAAGAAAGUGACGAUGAAUGCUAUCAUCUUGAUGGCGUUUUGUCUGGGAAACAUAUUAGGCCCUCUCACCUUCAAGGACGAGGAUGCCCCCGAGUACGUGCCAGCAAAACUUAGUAUUGUGGUAACCAUGUCAAUCACAAUAGUUUCAAUCUUCUUCUUGAGGUUCUAUUACAUAUAUGAGAACAAGAGGAGAGACAGGAAGUUGGAAGAAGGACAAGUGCAACCCGCUGCAGAUUUCCUUGAUAUCACUGACCGGGAGAACCUUACGUAUAUUGAACAUGGUCUCUUGUUCUCAAUGUCCAAGGCGGGCCAAGACUAUGCAUUUGUUGAUCUACUGUUAUAUAAAUGA